AUACUGUUCGCGAUUUUGUUGUACGAGGUGUUUUUGUUCUGUUUGCUUGCAUAAAACUGCGGGUUCCAAGUGAAAUAUCCAUUGUUGCGGCCCUAAAAUGCCAGAAAAUUAGUGAGCAGUGGUCCCCCAUUCCCAAACAAGAGCAAGCGAGUGCGAGAAAUACAACGCGAACGGCGGAAAUAAACCAAUGACGUCGCGAAUCUCAGGCGACAAAGAGCAGUAGGAGGAAAGUGUGGAAGUGGAAGUGGAAGUGGAGGCCGUAGUACACCCGUAUUGUGUCACAAAUCCAGUAUUAGCCCUUUUAGCAGCCCAGAUUGAACACACAAGUCAAACGAACAUCCCCAUCCCCCACUGACCGAAACAUGUGCUAGACCUGCUCGAAAUGGGAUCGCGAAUCAAAAAUGACGUGAAGAAGCUCUUCGAAUUCUGGUGCGAGGUAUCGCCGACGCCGGGAUUGGAGAGGGGCACGAGUUCCAGGAGCGGUGGUCCCGCCGCACCCGCCGGCGUCAUUGUGGAGAGCUUCCCCGAGGGUUUCCGUGACCAGGAGGUGCUCACCGGCAUCCCAUCGUUCGCCUUUCCCUGCGAUUUAUCCAGCACCUCGGUGCAGACGUAUUCCUUUGUGCACACCACCGGCGACUCGAAAUGGCGCUUUGGCUUCUGUCGGCAGGAUCCCAAGACGAACACGGCCAUGGUGCUGAUCACCUACCUGCCGUGGCACGACACCUUCCUGAAGCUACUACCCAUUCUGGCCGAGCUGAAGCGGACUGAUUCAAAUGGCUUCCGCGCCUUCCUGUCCGAGGCCUACAACCAGGGCAUCCCGGAUUCCGGCGGUAACCUUAAAGUCUAUUACAACGUUGGGCAGAGUCACUUUGUUUUUGAGCGCCCACUGCAGUUCCAGUUGCCCAGCAUGCCAGAAAAUCACAACUUGAAUUUAUACUACAACUUUGUGGAGCCCAAGGAGAUGAUUGCCGUGUUUGCUGCCAUGCUGGCCGAGCGUCGAAUUAUCUUCACCUCGCGGCACCUGGACCGGCUGUCCUCGUGCAUCCAGGCGGCGAACGCAUUCCUAUAUCCCAUGGUAUGGCAGCACAUAUUCAUACCGGUGCUGCCGUGGGAGUUCAAAGACUACCUGGGUGCACCCAUGCCAUAUCUGAUUGGUGUGCCAGAACCAGUGCUUGAAACUGUGACCAGCGAUGAGCUGGGCGAAGUUGUGAUCCUGAACUGUGAUACGAAAAUAUUCGAAAGUCCAUUCGACGAUGUGCACAAUCUGCCGACGGAGAUUGUCUCACAGCUAAAGAAGCAUCUGAAUCACACGCAUGACCACAUCGGCGACCGGAUCUCGAAGAUCUUCCUGAACGCACUGGUGCAGCUGAUCGGUGGCUAUCGGGACGCGGUGGAGUACCACGAGACCAGCAAGACUUUCAGUCCCCAAAAAUUCAUCGAAUCUCGACCGGCGCAUCUGCGUCCGUUUCUUGCCAAAAUGAUGGAUCUGCAGAUCUUUGCGCAGUUCAUCGACGAUCGCCUAAACAUGCUCAACAGCGGACUUGGAUUCUCCGACGAGUUCGAACUGGAGACGGUGCGCUAUGCGGAGAAAAAGAAACGAGGCCGCAACUAUGCCAUCAUGAAGAACCUGAAGGACAAGACUAAUCCGGCCGUAAAGUCUGCCGUCAAAUCGGUGAAGGAGGGCUCGCGUGGCAUGAAAACCGCCUACAAGGGCUUCAAGACAAAGCUGCGCGAGAACGGCAACCAGUUCGGCGGCAGUCACUUCCACUUUGGCCUGGGAUCGCCGAACCACUCGGAUCGUCCGGACGGCGCCAGUGCAGGAUACGCGCGCGGUGGCAAGGCCAUUGGAGCGGCCCACCACUCGGCUCCCAGCUCGCCGGUGACCAGCAAGCGGCUCGAUGGGAUUGCCUCCGUCACGGGAAGCAGCGGCAUCGGUGGCAUCGGGGGAUCCGGCGGCGCCCGGGAGACGCGCGAGUUCCAGCGGCGCGGCCCCAUACCGCUGGCCAUGUCUAGCUCGAGCAGCCACAUUCAGCCGAACGGCCAUGCGUACGGCACGGCUGCUGGUCCUCAUUACGGUCAUCACCUCGCUGCGUCUCCUGCUGUUAGCUCGGCGAGCUCGCUGUGCUCAUCUUCGGAGAUGAACCUGUCGCAGGAGCUGCAGAACCAUCCGCUCUUCAAGACGCCGGCCGUGGACCGCAGUCUUAAGCCGAACGCAGAGCAAAGGCGAGGAGGAGCACCGCCAGCCCGCCCGCCACCUCCGCAGUCCACGCCCGCCUCCUACUACAACCAUCCGUAUGCCGCGCAUCCGCACGUGGAGACGAAGCCGCCGCGGCACACCUCCACGCCCACCCGACCGCGCCAGCCGCUGCCGCCCACGGCCGACUGCAGCAGCUUUGACAGUCCGCCGGAUGUGCAAUCGCCGCCGAUUCCGCCCCGCAGGCAGGGCAGCUCGAACGCCCUGGUGGCGGCCACCGCCGCCGCCGUCAGCGCGGAGAUCAGUAAGCUGGAGCGCAACUGCUGGCGGGAGGAGACCACCGGAAACGAGUCGUCGGAGCGCAACUCGAACGCAUCCUCGUCGUCGGCCACCUCAUCCUGCUCCUCGGGCGCCUCCUUUGUGACGGCGGCGUCGACGUUCUCGCACCUAAACGUCUCCGAUCCGCCCAUUCCGACGCCGCGGGCCAAGAGAGAGCAUCAGCAGCAGCCGCUGGAGGACAGCAUGAACGACCUGAUAUCGCUGGACGAUAGCAACAACACCAGCUUCGACCUGGAGGACUUCGACCCGCUAAACCAGAACGCCCGCCCGCUGCCGCCGCUGAGCAAGGCGUUCGGCAAGAAGUCCAGCACACUGCCCGCCGGCGUCAACAGCAGUGUGGUGGCGGCCAGCAGCGUCAGCAAUCCGCUCUACCCGUACUUUGCGCCCAAGCACAUGGCCACCGUGGCGGCGGUGACGGGACGGGCGCCGCCGAUGCACCCACCGCCGCUCCAUCAGCGCAGCACUAUUGCCGCCAAGCCGGACGACGACUUCGAGCUGCUCCGCAAGUACGGUCUGGACCAGUUCACCCUGAAUGCCAACGGAACGGAGAAGGCGCAGCAGCAGCAGCAGCACCAGCAGCUCACCACCGGAAAGGGCAUGAACAACUGGACAACGUUCGAUUAGAGGGACUGAACGGAACUGAACUGGACACAACCCGCUUCAAAUAUGAUACCAAAAUAAGUGUGAUUAAUCAAUUGUGUUGUAAAUAGAUAGGUGAGUUAGAGUUAGGCAGAUUAUCAAGGAAAGAAGACCGAUGACAGUAAAGUAACCCUUAAAUAUCCAAAAUUGUAUGUCUACCGUAGUCAGUUAGUUCUUCUUCAGCGGCCCGAUUUUCAGCAAUAGAUCAAAAUAAAAACGCUUGUUUGUGUAAAUAACUGUUUAGUGGCAAGUUUUAGCAAUUUGCAUGAAUCGGAACUCUCGCUAACUAUAUUUACGUAUUGUACACUGGACUUCCAAAUCAAAAGACACGAGAAUAUAGUGCAGCAUGUUUACAAGCCAAUUAGCCUAACAAAUUACCAAUUACCAAUAAAAUACAAAAAAUAAA
Drosophila elegans is the source of this 3578-nucleotide messenger RNA. RefSeq names its product DENN domain-containing protein 1A. Gene Ontology annotation, biological process: endocytosis; endocytic recycling. The record is from RefSeq and is a predicted model, not a curated record. Lineage: Eukaryota; Metazoa; Arthropoda; Insecta; Diptera; Drosophilidae. The coding region runs from base 383 to 3157 and encodes 924 amino acids. Gene Ontology annotation, cellular component: intracellular membrane-bounded organelle; cytosol. Gene Ontology annotation, molecular function: phosphatidylinositol phosphate binding; guanyl-nucleotide exchange factor activity. The transcript is spliced from 10 exons.